AUGGAGAAGUCUCUCAGGGAUUUGAAGCUGACAAAUGAUGAAUUAAACAGAUUAGGAAAGGCUUUUAAGGAUCCAAAGUUUUGUAAAUUAUUUGCUGAAUAUGCUGAGGAGCUCAACGAUCCUGAAAAUAAGCGCAGAUAUGAGGAAGAGAUCAAGAUGGCCGAGAUGGAGCGGGGUGUCGACGUUGAGUUCAUUAAUCCAACACCGUUCUGCGUCCUCAAGUCGCGAAUCUGGCCCAGUCUUGCGUCAGAAGUAGGAAAUGAUAAUCAGCCACCUAUAGAGGCCUCCAAAAUGAUAGAGGGCCAGAAGGUGUUUAUCAACAUCUGCUCCUCAGACAAGCUGGGAAGGCCCGAAGUAAUUCCUGGUGGGAAUAAAGACCCUCCCACGUGGACUAUUCCACACUCCUUCUCUCCUCCAAUGGAAGAUUUGGACAAGGAGAACAAGCUGUGUCUGGUCGUCGAUGUGGUGUUUCACCCCGAGGCGAUUGAGCGUUCAAAGGGCUUAAAAUUUCUGCGCAAUUUGCUCCAUGCUACCGCGGUGGAGGGUGUACACCGACAAUUUGGUUUCUUCCUCGGUCUCACCAGAGAACAGGCCAAGACCGCCUGGUUGUCGUCACGCUUAGAAGAAAAGUCCAUUCUCGCCUCAGUGCGUCUCCUCAAGGGUCUGACUCAUAAAGGUCUCCUUAGAGCUACUGUUAUUCGUCGGAAGCGCGCUGACUUUGCGCAAUGCCAGGAGCGGCUGGCGGAGGCGGAGAAGGCGGCGUUCGAUGAGGCCCGCAGUGGUCCCAAUGCCAGGGAGAGUUUAGCCGCUCUCGCCAAGUACAAGCGAUGCUUGGAUGAGCAUAUGGGGACUGUUGAAACGACGCCUGAAGGGGAGGAGACGGGUCUGUCAUCGAAGUACAAAAAGCCUGAUGUCACGAUCACCCACAGCUCAGAAUUUGAUAUGCUGGACUACACUAACGACUGCUGUCAUGAUAUCCGCUCCACGCGGCCCACUGCCAUCAAAGUGGAAAUCGCCUUACCGGGUAUUGAAUCUGCAGCCUGCUUGGAUCUCGAUAUCACGGAGAGGAAGUUACACUUGCAAUGCGAGAAACCCACAGCAUAUCAAUUGGAACUAGACUUACCGUACCCCGUGGAAUCGGAAAAGGGAAAAGCAAAGUUCAACAAAUCUACGCAUGAACUCCUUCUAACAUUUCCCGUAAUUCCGGCACCAGUAAUAAAGCCAGUAAUGGCUGAGUCAAAGGCCAAGGCAGAAGCCGAAUCACCCAUUGACAACUCUGUGCCUCUAAUUGAGGUUCUACCGUCUACAACUAAACAACCGGAUGGAGGCGACAGUGUUACGCCUGUUACUGCUGAGAUUGAUGAUUUUUUGUCUUCUGGUAAAAAACGUAGACGGAAGAAGCGUGGGAAACAUUCUAAUUCGAUCAGCGAAUCCGGGUCGAGUGUAGAUCCCCCUAACGGGGUCUCAGCGCACACCGUUGAGACUAUGCAUGCAAUCAACUUGCAUCGGCUGCCAUCGGUAAAGCUGGUAGUUCCAAAGACAUCGUCGUUGGCUUCAGUGCGAGUUCGACAGGACUUAGCGUCAUUCACAGUGGUGGUGGAAGUGCGCAAUGCGCUGCCCAAAUCGUUGCAGCUCGCAUGGUCGGCCGGCGAUGAUGCUCUGCGGCUCAUGCUGACUUGCUCAAGUCGCGGCACGGGUGAAUGCACCCUGCAGUGGGGCGUCGUGAUGCACUGCCCUGCGCCUACGCUCUCCCUCCAUGAGGGGCAGCUGGACGACGGUGGUGUUGAUGCAGAUGAUGACGCCGGCGGUGAGCAACCACGAGAGGUACCCGUUGCGGGAGGCUCACCAAUUCCGACAGAACUGCCCGUAUGCCCUCCGAACGCCAUCUGGCAAAUGUCGAGCGUUAGCCUGGCGGUCCAAUCUCCAGGCUGUGUCCAAUUCUCAAUUCACGAGAGGCCGCAAAAUCGGGUGCAAGAGACGACUGGAACUGAUAACUCCGUGGUCCCUCCUUUACCCACCGCUGCCACUGUCAACAAAUGUGGGUCUGUUGAUUCGGACAGUGGAUUACCUUUAAGGGGAAUCUUGAAACAGCGGUCGACGUCUGAGAGCAGUCUGGACGGUUGUGGACAGACGCCCUUCGGUAGCAAUCUGGCCGCCUUUCCUUCACGGUUUGUGUGCUCCGAUGAGUUUCCAUUGAAUAGUGAGGAUGAACCGGUCCUCCCUCCAUCCACGCCGAGGAAACAUGACACCGCUCCUGUCCCCCAGGAUGCAAUUGUUCGCCCCUUAACCCUUGGUCGACGACGGGGCAAUUCGGUGAACUUCUCCAAGAAGGACGAAAAUGUUGCUUUCUCUCCCUUUGACCCCGUCCAAACUUUGCACAAUUUGCUUCGUCAUAAGGCGAAAAAUGCGCGUCGAUCGGAACGCCGAAAACGGCACAGCUUCACCGCGUCCAGCAUAACGCUAAAUGAGAUGCAAGCGACGAGUGAGCAUGAUGCGGGCGAGAAAGAGCUGUCACCGCAUACUCAAAAGGGCAAACGAAAGCAACAACGUAAAGUAAAGAAGGGGGAGUAUGCCAAGGAACAGGCUCGGCUACGCCGCGACUCAGAUAAGAGCCCUGUAGAAAAUGGGGCCAGUGGCGCUUCUGCACCGUGUCUGAAAAGUGAAAACGAACAGGAAAAGCCAUCAUUCCCCAAACAGGAGUCAGGAAAGGUAGGAAAAUCUGAUGGCAAUGGGUCUGGAAUAUGGAAUUUGAACGAAGUAUUCAACAGGGGACAUCCUUCUAAUCCACACGCUACUGUUUGUCCUGUCACAUUGACCGCCAGUGCAAUAUUUGAAUUGGAUGAAGAGUGA
Echinococcus granulosus is the source of this 2850-nucleotide messenger RNA. Its product is annotated as Protein kintoun. The transcript has 9 exons. Gene Ontology annotation, cellular component: cytoplasm. The record is from RefSeq and is a predicted model, not a curated record. Gene Ontology annotation, biological process: axonemal dynein complex assembly. Lineage: Eukaryota; Metazoa; Platyhelminthes; Cestoda; Cyclophyllidea; Taeniidae. Bases 1 to 2850 code for a protein of 949 amino acids.